Paramecium sonneborni is the source of this 1052-nucleotide messenger RNA. The record is from the annotation of a GenBank genome assembly. Lineage: Eukaryota; Ciliophora; Oligohymenophorea; Peniculida; Parameciidae.
AAUGUCAAUUGUAUUUGCAUAAUUAAGAUAAUUGCGUUAUGGUUAUUCCCUAUAUGUGACUGGAAAUUGCAAUGAAUUAGGAUGCUGGAAUCCUGAAAAAGCAAUUUAAUUGAAUUAUAAUGAGAUUGAUCUGUGGAAAUGUGAAGUUGAAAUUAAAAGUGAGAAUGCAGUUGAAUAUAAGUACUUUGUUGCAAAAACAAAUAAUCCAUAAUGGGAUAUUAGAUGGGAUGAAGGGUAGAACAAAGUUCUAGAUAGAACUAAGAGUACUGAUUAGUCGAAAAUAAUGACAUUUAAUAUUAGGUAUGAUUGUCAAGAAGAUGCCAAUUAAAAGAGGGAUUGGAGUCAUAGAAAAAACCUUGUUUAAAAAUUAAUAAAAUAGAUUAACCCUGAAAUAUUUGGAUUGCAAGAAGUACUUGCUCAUUAACAAGCAGAUUUACUAUAAAGUUUUUCAACAAAUUAUAAUUCUAUAGGAAGAGGAAGGUAAUAUAACUUUUGGGAUGAUGAAGCAUGCCCAAUUUUUUAUGAUAUGAUUAAAUAUAAUUUGAUAAAGGCUGAAAUAUUUUGGUUGUCUGAUACUCCAAAGAAUGCUGGAUCUAAGACUUACGGUAAUGGAUUUCCUCGUAUAUGUACAUACGUUAGUUUAUUAAAUAAGAUGAGCUAAGACAUAUAUCAUGUUUACAAUGCUCAUUUUGAUCAUGAACAUAAGCAAUCACAGGUAAAGUCAGCAGAAUAAAUAAUAAAGCACAUUUAAUAGUAUUGUUCUGCUUAAGAUAAAAUUAUUGUUAUGGGUGACUUGAAUAGUUUACCAUUAAGCGAUUCAGUGAAGAUCUUACAAUCACCCAUAGGAUAAAAUUUAAAGUUAGAGAAUACAAUAGGUGCUUUAGAAAUAGUAUUGGCAACAUAUCACGCAUGGUAUGGAAUGAAAUUAGGUAUGCAUAUAGAUUAUAUAUUCUUGGGCAAUCUUAAGAAAAAGAGUAUAAUGAUCAUAAAUGAUUAAAUUGAAAAAUAAUAUGCAUCAGAUCAUUUCCCAAAGGUUGUAGUUUUUGAAUGAG